CCCGCUCCUGUGUAAAGUUUCACCCAAGCACAUGACUGGCUUUAAUGGCUGCUGGUCGUUGGGGCGCGCGCUCUGGCUAGCACAACGUUCCGUUCCCUCCGCUCCUUCCUCCUCCCCCCCUCUUCUCUGUCCCAGUCCGCGCAGGAGCUGGGUUAGCGUAGCAAGCUGUUCUGUGUGACUUUGCAAAGCUGGAACCACGGCGUGCGUGUCUUUCUGUCGUUGUGGGAGAAAGGCUUGCUUCUUAGUCUCGGGUGGACGAGGGGUUAGGGGAGAGUUUUGUGCAUGUCUUAGAAACCAAAAAGAAGAAACAGAAAAGGGACCUGUCUCCAGCUCUGGCACCAACGUUUGGACUGGACCUACAUGCUUGUUUUGAAGGGUCUAAUCUGAGAGAAAGCUGCUUGAGAUACUUUUGAAACCUAGAGGUUCCCUUCUGCCUGAGCAGUCAACUUGUGGACGGAGCCUACCGCACACCCUUGGCUGGCCCCACAGAAAGGGGAGGCUGCAUUGAAUCAAGUUUUGGUGGUCCUGGAGCAGGGUUCCAUGGCAAUUGCUCCAUAUUCAGCUCCUAUGUGAAUCCCUUUGCGAAGGAUCAGGCUUGUGGAGAGUGCCAGCUAUGGCGAGCAAUAGCAGCUCCUGCUCCACACCGGGGAGUGGGCAUCUCAACAGCUACCCAGUCCCUCACUAUGCUUUCUUCUUUCCGCACAUGAUUGGGGGCCUGUCACCUCCAGGAGCUCUGCCAGGGAUGCAACACCAGCUGCCGGUCAGCGGAUACAGUACGCCAUCACCAGCCACCAUUGAAACGCAGAGUACCAGCUCAGAAGAGAUUGUGCCCAGCCCUCCUUCACCACCCCCACUGCCCCGAAUUUACAAGCCCUGCUUUGUGUGCCAGGAUAAGUCAUCUGGCUACCACUAUGGUGUCAGCGCCUGUGAAGGAUGCAAGGGCUUUUUCCGCCGCAGCAUCCAGAAGAACAUGGUAUAUACCUGUCACCGUGACAAGAACUGCAUCAUCAACAAAGUGACUCGAAACCGUUGUCAAUACUGCCGCCUACAGAAGUGCUUUGAAGUUGGCAUGUCCAAGGAGUCUGUCCGAAAUGACAGGAACAAGAAGAAGAAAGACACCCCAAAGCAGGAAUGUUCCGAGAGCUACGUCAUCACGCCUGAGGUGGAGGAUCUCAUAGAGAAAGUGCGCAAGGCCCACCAGGAGACCUUCCCUGCCCUCUGCCAGUUGGGCAAGUAUACCACGAAUAACAGUUCAGAUCAGCGGGUCUCUCUUGACAUCGACCUGUGGGACAAGUUCAGUGAAUUGUCCACAAAGUGCAUAAUCAAGACAGUUGAAUUCGCCAAGCAGUUGCCGGGUUUCACCACGCUCACAAUUGCUGACCAGAUCACACUCCUCAAAGCCGCCUGCCUAGACAUCCUGAUCCUGCGGAUAUGCACACGCUAUACCCCGGAACAGGACACCAUGACCUUUUCGGACGGCCUGACGCUCAACCGCACUCAGAUGCACAAUGCAGGCUUUGGGCCCCUCACAGACCUGGUCUUUGCCUUUGCCAACCAGCUGCUGCCGCUCGAGAUGGAUGAUGCUGAAACAGGACUCCUCAGCGCUAUCUGCCUCAUAUGUGGGGAUCGGCAAGACCUGGAACAACCGGACCGUGUGGAUAAAUUGCAGGAGCCGCUAUUGGAGGCCCUGAAAAUCUAUGUAAGGAACCGAAGGCCUAGCAAACCCCAUAUGUUCCCCAAAAUGCUGAUGAAGAUCACAGACCUGCGAAGCAUCAGCGCAAAGGGUGCUGAAAGGGUGAUCACGUUGAAAAUGGAGAUUCCUGGAUCUAUGCCACCACUAAUCCAGGAGAUGUUGGAGAACUCUGAAGGCAUGGACACUUUGGGGGCCUCAGCGGGAGCUCCUUCUCGUAUUGGUAGCCUACCCCCACCUCCAGGCAGCUGCAGCCCCAGCCUCUCGCUCAGUUCCAACAGAAGUAGUCCUGCCACACAUUCGCCAUGACCACACACUGGCCACUAGGACAAACUGCUUGACACCCCCGUCCUGCACCCUUUGGUCUUUUGUUCCCUGGGUGUGCCUGGACAAACGUCUGAGGAGCAGAGUUGGGGGCAAGAGGAAGCAAUGGGACAGCGUGCCGCUGCAAGCAUUCUCCCUGGCCACCCCUCCCCCACGGCACCAUAUAGGUUGCAGUUGGGCCUGAGAGGGAUGGGCUACAUGUACUGUUCCAUACCAGCAUGCUAUCUUUCGUUCAACAGUUCCAGCAAAAUAGGGUUCCACUUGCAACGAAGACCCAUUUUUCCCACUGGGAAGGCACAGAUCGUAUACAGGAAGUUCUGAACUCUGCAGACAGAUCGACAAGCAGAUCUGAAGGACCGAUGCUCAAAACUGGGAGCGAGACUUUACAUACACACACACACACACACACACACAUAUAUAUAUAUAUAUAUAAAUAUAUUAAAAAACAACAACCGAUUACAGAAAAACUCACCUCCUAUGUGGCACACAUCCCCCACUCCCAUUCCCCGUUUCAUCCUGUUGUGCACACAUACACACCUCCACGAAGGGGUUGUCUGCUUCUCGUUGCAGUGAAUAUGAAGUGGUGUUUUUUCCCCCCGGUUGAGUUUGCAUUUCACAUGUUUCAGGGGAGAGGGUGUAAUGUUUUCUUGUUUUUUUUAGUUGCUCAAACCCCAUUUCUAUCCUAAACGUGACCACCCAAAGUUACCUUUCCUUUUCCUGCCUCCCCUAUUCCUUGUCCACCCGCAUAUGCCUAAAAAAUGACACCAGCAAACAAUUAAAAUAAAGAAAUAAAAUUAGUUCUUCAGGUUUUUAAAAAAAGAAAAAAUACACACAGAACAAGGUGGGGAAGGAGUCAUUCAUUUAAGAA
This is a messenger RNA of Rhineura floridana, 2882 nucleotides long. RefSeq names its product retinoic acid receptor alpha (gene RARA). Gene Ontology annotation, biological process: regulation of transcription by RNA polymerase II; cellular response to corticotropin-releasing hormone stimulus; retinoic acid receptor signaling pathway. Gene Ontology annotation, cellular component: transcription regulator complex; nucleus. The transcript is spliced from 9 exons. The record is from RefSeq and is a predicted model, not a curated record. Lineage: Eukaryota; Metazoa; Chordata; Lepidosauria; Squamata; Rhineuridae. Gene Ontology annotation, molecular function: zinc ion binding; nuclear glucocorticoid receptor binding; nuclear receptor activity. Bases 614 to 1999 code for a protein of 461 amino acids.